UAAGCUCCUGCUUGCAACGGUUUAGAUUUUGCAUUGUCUGCUAUUAUAUAAGUAAUGUACUUUACUGCAUUGCAUUGUUAGAUAAGUGUUUAAUUUUAUUCUUAUCUAACAAGAACACUAUUAAUAAUAUUCGAUACAGAGUAGACUAUCAUCAGUCCGUUUAGAGCUGUCGAAGUGAUUCAGUGAAAAAUAUAUCUAACAAUAAGACCAUCAAAUAAUAGAGCAUUCAUACUAUAACAAGGUAACAAUGCAGGAUCCACAAAGAUAUCAACAAGUAAACAAUUUGCAAAACAGAGAUCUUGAAGACAUAUUAAAAGAAUAUCCAUUAGAAUGGAAACAGAAAAACGCAAGAAUCAUGGACAUCGGUUGUGGCGAUGGAAGCGCCACUACAUGUCUUUGGACAAAGUAUAUACCGGAGAAAUUUAUGACGAUAAUCGGAAGUGACAAAAGUCAAGCAUGUGUAAAUUUUGCAAAAGCAAAUUACGAGAAUGAAAGAAUUAAGUUUAUAACUCUUAAUAUAGAAGAUGAGAUACCUAGUGAACUGAAAGGAUGCUUUGACCACGUGGUCUCAAACUAUAUGUUCAUGUGGGUGCAGCAGCAAGAGAAAGCUUUCUCUAAUAUAUACAAAAUGCUGGCAAAAGACGGUAACUGCCUGUUAAUAUUCCUUGCCACUUGCAACAUUUACGAUAAUUAUAUUAAACUUUCGAGAACUUCAAAAUGGAAUCCCUAUCUUAAAGAUGUCAAGACCAAGUUUAUAUCACCAUAUCAUGAAUCUCAGGAUCCAAAAACCGAAAUUACAAGUUUGAUGAAGAAUAUUGGUUUCAGAGAUAUUAAUAUACGAGUGCAAAAUCGUUGGUUUGAUUUUGUACGCGGUAUAGAGGAAUUCAAAGACAUGAUGAAAUCCUUCAAUCCGUUCGAUGGUCUGGAGGACAAAUGGGAAGAGUUCACGGAAGACUAUGUUAAGCUAGAUCCCAAUGCAGGUACGUUUGUAUAUAAGCUGUUGGUUGUUUCAGGAAAAAAAUAGUAAAAUAAACACACGUUUAGUACCUCCAACCUGCUUUACUGUUAUAACUUAUGUUUAUGUAAAUAAAACGUUAACGCAUCUACCUAAGCACAUUUAUGAUACGAGCAAAUAUUUAGUUAUAUUCAUAUGUAAAGUAAAGUAAAUAUACUUUAUUGCUCCACAAGAGAAAACAAAUUCAAACAACAGAUUACAAUGUAAAUAAAGGCAGCAACAGGCGGUCUUAUCGCAUAUGCAUAAAUUUUCGUGUAUAAUCAUGUCUAAAGCUAAUAUAAAAAUGGUGAUAUUUGAAUUAAUGUAAGUUAUUUUGUAUUUCUAAAUUAUAUGCUUAUGAAAGACUAAGAAAAAUAUACGGUAUUUUACUUGCAACAUUAAGUAGUUGGAGAAGGACUACGAGUAGAAGAACGAAAGCGAAGUAGGUGUUUGUGAAGGAUUAGUAUAACAUCAUUAAAUAUUGAUAUUUUUUUUC
Molecule: messenger RNA, 1490 nt
Organism: Cydia pomonella (codling moth)
Lineage: Eukaryota; Metazoa; Arthropoda; Insecta; Lepidoptera; Tortricidae
Product: juvenile hormone acid O-methyltransferase-like
Exons: 4
Coding region: 248-1024 (258 amino acids)
Molecular function (GO): S-adenosylmethionine-dependent methyltransferase activity
Source: RefSeq, a predicted model, not a curated record